This is a messenger RNA of Colletotrichum higginsianum IMI 349063, 1344 nucleotides long. Its product is annotated as Glucanase. The transcript is spliced from 5 exons. Lineage: Eukaryota; Fungi; Ascomycota; Sordariomycetes; Glomerellales; Glomerellaceae. Bases 1 to 1344 code for a protein of 447 amino acids. Gene Ontology annotation, molecular function: hydrolase activity, hydrolyzing O-glycosyl compounds. The record is from RefSeq and is a predicted model, not a curated record. Gene Ontology annotation, biological process: carbohydrate metabolic process.
AUGAAGUCCACUAUCACUGCACUUUCCAUGCUGGCCAUGGCUGUGGCCCAGCAGGUCGGCACCGAGCAAUCUGAGACUCACCCCAGGCUCAACUGGCAAAGGUGCACAUCUGGAUCUUGCUCCAACGUCAACGCUGAAGUCGUCAUCGAUGCCAACUGGCGCUGGAUUCAUGAAGUUGGCGGAUACCGGAACUGUUAUGAGGGCAACUCGUGGACCGGGCUGUGUUCCGGCGCAGACGACUGUGCCAAGAACUGCGCCGUCGAGGGAGCCGACUAUGGCAACACCUAUGGUGUUUCGACCAGCGGCAACGCCUUGACGUUGAAGUUCGUUCAGCAGCACGGCUUCGGCAAGAACGUCGGCUCUCGCAUGUACCUCAUGAACGGGGACAGCAAGUACCAGACGUUUACCCUGCUGAACAACGAGUUCGCCUUCGACGUCGACCUAUCCACGGUUGAGUGCGGCAUCAACAGCGCCCUCUACUUCGUUGCCAUGAAGGAAGAUGGCGGCCUCUCUUCCGAGACGAACAACAAAGCCGGUGCCAAGUACGGCACAGGCUACUGCGAUGCUCAGUGUGCCCGGGACCUGAAGUUCAUCGGUGGCAAGGGUAACAUUGCGGGCUGGAACUCCUCUGAAACCGACAACAACGCGGGGGUUGGUAACAUGGGUGCUUGCUGUGCUGAGAUUGACGUCUGGGAGUCCAACGCCCACGCCUACGCCCUGACCCCCCACCCUUGCGAGGACAACAACUACCACAUCUGCGAGGACGACACCUGCGGCGGUACCUACUCCGAGGACCGCUACGGCGGCGGCUGCGACGCCAACGGCUGCGACUACAACCCGUACCGCAUGGGCAACCGCGACUUCUACGGGCCCGGCAAGACCAUCGACACCACCAGGAAGUUCACCGUCGUCACUCGCUUCGAGCCCGACCGCAUGUACCAGGUCUUCAUCCAGGACGGAAGGACCAUCACGGUCCCCGGGGCCAAGUGGGCCGGCAUCCCCGAGACCUCGGACAUCACCCCGGAGUUUUGCGAGUCUCAGUUCGCCGUCUUUGGCGAGCGCGACCGCUUCAACGAAGUUGGUGGAUACCCUAAGCUCAACGCUGCCCUCGAGAUCCCCAUGACGCUUGUCAUGUCCAUCUGGAGCGACCACUACGCCAACAUGCUCUGGCUCGACUCCACCUACCCUCCCGAGAGAGCCGGAGAGCCUGGCACCGAGCGUGGACCAUGUGCCCCGACGUCCGGUGUUCCCGCCGAGGUCAUCGAGCAGUUCCCCAACGCCCGGGUCGUGUGGUCCAACAUCCGCUUCGGCCCUAUCGGCAGCACCUACAACAUCGCUACUUGA